AUGGAGACGUUUCGAGUUCUUCUGAAUUGCAUUGAUCACUAUCAAGCAACCCCUACUGAGUUCGACCCUCCUGUUCCUUUCAGCAAUGGCAUAUCGAAACGAAACGGCAAACCAAAGGUGCCGGUCAUCCGUGUCUUCGGAGCGACGGAAACUGGUCAAAGAGUUUGCGCUCAUAUCCACGGUGUAUUUCCGUAUCUCUACGUCGAAUAUCGUGGUAGCCUCGGGACGGACGAAGUAAAAAAUGCAAUUCGCGAGUUGCACAGCUCUAUCGAUCAUGCCCUGGCAAACAGCUAUCGCGCGAAUGCAUACGAUGGGAAAGUCGCAUAUGUCGCUCAUAUAUCCCUUGUCAAGGGAAUCCCAUUCUAUGGCUUUCAUGUCGGAUAUCGUUUUUAUUUGAAGAUAUACUUGAUGAACCCACUCAACUCGUCUCGGCUGGCAGAUCUUCUACGGCAAGGUGCCGUAAUGAAGCGCCCACUACAAACUUACGAGAGUCAUAUACAGUAUAUUCCUCAAUGGAUGUGCGAUUACAAUUUGUACGGAUGUGCGUAUAUGGACUGUGAAAAAGUCAAGUUUCGAUCUCCAGUUCCCGAUUAUCUCGAAUUGUCCAACCUGGACCACCGGUGGCAUGACCAGUCAAUACCAAAUGAGAACAUUUCCAGCGAAACGGCUUUACCGAAGCAGAGCUACUGUGCUUUGGAGGUGGAUGUCUGUGUUCAGGACAUAGUUAAUCGACAUAUCAUCAAAGAAAGACCUUUACAUCAUGAUUUCAUUGAGCGCAAAUAUCCAAUAUCCACUGAAGAAAGACUUGUGCACAGUAUGGCAGGCCUCUGGCAGGACGAGAUGAAAAGACGCAGGCGGAAAAUGGGACUCCAGAAUACUGACAGCAGUUCUUUUUUUACUGAGGAGCUCGUUUCCAUGUCAGCAAGCCAGCGGGAUCAAAAAAUGCCGGGCUGGAUACACGAACAAGAGUUCCGUGAAAAAUUACUGAGCAUCGUGAAGGAAGAAGCCAAGGGAAAUACAGAACCCAUAUCAUUCGAUAAUUUCGUGAAGAAAGAAGCUUCUGAAAACGCUGUGCAAUCCGCACUGGAAAGUGUGGAGGAUCUCUAUCCCAAGAAGCUUGAGCCGAGAAUUGCCGAAAUGGACCCUGUACAACCUGAAACAAAUAUGAACGAAGAGGCUAAUGACGAUACGAUUCAGGGUAAUGAAUUUGACGACACAAACGAAUACGAAAACAUCAAUGAAGAUUUACGAACCGAGAAUGCGAAUACUGUCGAUGCGCUUACCGAGGAUUUCCCAAGCAGUGCCUUUCAGACAGAUGACGACUUGGCAGAUUUGCCUACCGACCAAACAGUUGAGAGUGCUGGACCCGGUGAACCAUUUUCUAUGGGAGAAGACAACGCGCAUAGUGAUAUAUACAAAGAUGGCCUGGUCUCAGCGUCGAUAAGCUCCCGUAAGAGAGCAGAAACGGACGACAUUUCCGACACACAUGUGAAGAAACGUCACAAGCGUGUCGAAAUUGAUACCAUCAUUGGAAUGUCCACUUCGAGAGGAAACGACUCCUUUUCUUCAUUUGACAUAGCGGCAGCUCUCGAAGAGGAUGGCAUGAUCAAUGGACGUAUCGGCCCAGAUGAUACCCCCCCGGUUUCCUCACAAGGCGAGUUGGUUUCUUCUCAAAAGACUGCGCAAGACAAGACUGCAAGCCGGAACCAACGCCUUCCUUUCCCAGUUGUGAAAAACCCUAACGAUCCAUACACCUUGUUUAGUUUCAGCCAGAGGAGCGGACCUUCCAAAGAGACCUCGCAACUAUCCCAGGUCACAGAAAACCAAGAGUCGAGCGAUAACCAUACUCUGCAUGAGAAACUGUCUUUAGAACAGCAGUCAAGGAGCAGUGAUGCUAUUGCUAGCCAAAACUCCCAACUCGAGUCACUGGCGGCUAAUAUUUACGAUGCAUUUGAAAUCCCCAAAGAUCGCAGAGUGCUGUGCUAUCGUUACUUGUGUCCAUCACCUAGCGAGAUUACGGCAACCAUUGAUGACGACGGGCGUCCGGCAAUGAUUCAUCAAAAAGCUUACUACAGUAACGAAAUUGAUGUGCCAGAACGAAAGAGAGAGUAUGCAGGACGAGAAUUCCGCCUAAUGAGCGAUACGAUUCGCUUUCUUCCUGAUUUCGAUAGACAAGGCGCGCCUUCUCACUUGUAUACCGAGAGGCCCCCUCUCGUGGACCCCGAACAUCAACGAAAAAGUGAUCAAAGGCUACGUGAGUUGUCAUCGGCUAAAAUAUGGGAGUUUGCACAACUACCCCCAACUCGUAGUGAGGUCAUUGAAUGGCUUGAAAAUGAAAGACAAUCCCAACAGAAGAACAUUUGCAACCUGAUGCCACGGAGAAUACCCACGAAACCCAAUCUAUUGUCUCAGAUUGAAGGUGCGACUCAAAAAGAUCCUCAUGGAUUUAAAUAUUCUCAAAACCGAGCAACAACAAGUGUGAAACAUCGAAUUCAGUACAUGAGUGUUAUGAGCUUGGAAAUACACGUCAAUACCCGUGAUAAUCUUGCGCCGGACCCAGAAGAGGAUGAGAUAUCCUGUAUUUUCUGGAGCCUUCAGUCAGAUGACGAUGAUUUGGCCGCCGAUAACAAUAUCGACGGCAGGCGUAUGGGAAUAAUCCACCAACCAGGCCAUGUGUUGGAGCCACUGACUAAGUCUUUGAAUAUCGAGGUGCAGUCCGAAGUCUCAGAGUUGGAUUUAAUGACUCAUCUUGUCGACAUCGUGCGGUCGUUUGACCCAGAUAUUCUCACCGGCUACGAGGUACACAAUAGCUCAUGGGGCUAUAUUCUAGAGCGAGCGCGACUGAAAUACGAAUAUGAUUUAUGUGACGAAUUAUCGCGUGUUAAAAGCCAAUCGCAUGGUAGAUUUGGCAAGGAAAAUGAUCGAUGGGGAUUCCACAACACAUCCUUUGUGCAGGUGACAGGACGACAUAUGAUUAAUAUUUGGCGGGCAAUGAAGGGUGAACUUACUUUGCUGGGGUACACAAUGGAAAACGUUGUGUAUCAUCUGCUUCGCAGACGGAUUCCGCAUUAUCCAUUCAAAGAUCUGACCAGAUGGUACACUGGAAGCAAGCCGCGGGAGGUGAUGAAAGUAAUUGAUUACUUUCUUUCCCGUACACAGAUGGACUUGGAGAUUCUUGACGCCAACGAGUUGAUUUCCCGCACAAGUGAGCAGGCACGUCUGCUUGGAACUGAUUUUUUCUCGGUUUCUAGUCGUGGUUCGCAGUUCAAAGUCGAGUCACUGAUGUUCCGAAUUGCGAAACCGGAAAAUUUCAUACUUAUAUCCCCAAGCAAAAGACAGGUUGCGCAGCAGAAUGCUCUCGAGUGUCUCCCGUUGGUGAUGGAACCUCAAAGCGAUUUCUACCCGAGUCCCUUGCUGGUAUUGGACUUUCAAUCACUUUACCCGAGUAUCAUGAUAGCAUACAACUACUGCUAUUCGACCUUUUUGGGUAGACUUGUGAGUUGGCGCGGACGUAAUAAAAUGGGAGUCAUCGACUAUGAGCGAGAGUGUCGAUUGCUCGAACUAUUACAGGACGAUAUCAAUAUUGCCCCCAACGGGAUGAUGUAUGUCAAACCGAAAAUACGCAGGUCCUUGAUGGCUCGAAUGUUGAGCGAAAUCCUCGAAACUCGGGUCAUGGUUAAGGGCGGUAUGAAGGUUGACAAGGACGACAAGAACCUGCAGCGGCUGCUCAAUCAUAGGCAGCUGGCACUCAAAUUGAUAGCCAACGUCACGUACGGCUAUACGUCAGCGUCUUUUUCGGGCCGAAUGCCUUGUUCUGAGAUUGCUGAUAGUAUCGUUCAGACGGCGCGUGAGACCUUGGAAAGGGCGAUUGCUCUGAUCCACUCUGUUGAAAGAUGGAAUGCCGAGGUAGUUUAUGGUGAUACGGACAGUUUGUUCGUCCAUCUCAAAGGCCGAACUCGCGACCAGGCAUUCACCAUCGGCGAAGAAAUCUCUAAAGCAGUGACAAAGAUGAACCCACGACCCAUCAAACUCAAAUUUGAAAAGGUUUACCAUCCGUGCGUGCUUAUUGCAAAGAAGCGGUAUGUUGGAUACAAAUACGAACAUCGAGAUCAAGUCGAACCCGAGUUUGAUGCCAAGGGAAUCGAGACUGUGCGACGCGAUGGCACCCCAGCCGAACAAAAAAUCGAGGAAAAGGCGCUCAAAGUUCUGUUUCAAACUGCAGAUCUUAGCCAGGUCAAAAGUUAUUUCCAGAAACAGUGCUCAAAAAUCAUGCAAGGCAGAGUCUCGAUUCAGGAUUUUUGCUUUGCUCGUGAAGUCAGACUAGGCACGUAUAGCGAAAAAGGUACGAUGACUGCCGGGGCUUUGGUCAGCACCAGAAAGAUGAUGGAGGAUCAUCGCCAAGAGCCUCAAUAUGGGGAACGAGUCCCCUAUGUUGUUGUCAGCGGCGCUCCGGGCGCGAGGCUGAUCGAUCGUUGUGUUGCUCCAGAGGUAUUGCUGAAUAACAGCCAUCUCGAGCUGGACGCCGAAUACUACAUCACCAAAAACUUGAUUCCUCCUCUGGAAAGGAUCUUCAACCUUGUUGGCGCAAACGUCCGCCAGUGGUACGACGAGAUGCCCAAAAUCCAACGCAUUCGCCGCAUCGAAGGCGCCUUCACAGGACUGGGGAGAGAUAACGGAACAUCAAAGAAAACGCUGGAAUCGUACAUGAAGUCAUCCUCGUGUAUCCUCUGCAAGGAUAAAAUCCAGAACGCCAGCCCCCCUCUCUGCGCCGCUUGUGCCAGUCAACCGCACGUUUCUCUUUUCAAAUUGACGUCUCGACUGCAGCAGGCUGAACGCCGCACGACCAACCUGCAAAAAAUCUGCCGUUCUUGUAUGGGCGCUUCGUUUGGGGAAGAGGUCACCUGCGAUAGCAAAGAGUGUCCGGUGUUUUACUCGAGGACGCGAGAGGUGUCUAAACUGAAAAACUCAAAUGCGGUCCUCGGCCCUGUGAUAGAGUAUUUGGAGCGAGAAAGCGAACGCGGUUUGGAGUGGUAG
Molecule: messenger RNA, 5034 nt
Organism: Talaromyces rugulosus
Lineage: Eukaryota; Fungi; Ascomycota; Eurotiomycetes; Eurotiales; Trichocomaceae
Exons: 2
Coding region: 1-5034 (1677 amino acids)
Biological process (GO): double-strand break repair via homologous recombination; error-prone translesion synthesis
Cellular component (GO): nucleus; zeta DNA polymerase complex
Molecular function (GO): DNA binding; DNA-directed DNA polymerase activity; nucleotide binding
Source: RefSeq, a predicted model, not a curated record